AUGACGACCCUUCCUCCCAUCAAAGGUGCCGAAAGUCUUCCAUCCAGAUGGUCCCUGACCGAAGACCUCGGCGGUUAUGACAUGCCAAUCCGCCUCGAAGGCGAAAUCGGCGAUGUCAUGGUGCGAGGCACCAUUCCGGACUCUAUCGAUGGAACCUUCUACCGCGUUGGCUCGGACCACUUCACCCCGACUCUUCCAGGGCACAGUCCGCUCCUAGGCCACGGGGUUGUCAGCGCAUCUCGCAUCCACAAGGGCCAGGUGGAUUUCAAGAUUCGAUAUGUCCAGAAUGACCGAUACAAACUGGAGAGGAACCUGAAAGAGAGCGUCUGGGGCGACAUGCGUGAUCAUCCGCUCAGCCAGCAUCCAUGCGUCAAGGCUGUCUUGACCUCGACCAGCAACACCAACGUCAUCUACUGGGCCGGAAGGCUUCUUGCCCUGCAGGAGAUGGAUCCUCCCUACGCCAUGGACCCCGACACUCUGGAGACCACUGGCGUGGAUCCGUUUGGCAAUCAAAUCCUUAGCCCGACCUUCACGGCGCACCCAAAGAUUGAUUCCAACGUCAAUGAGCUGGUCACCUGGGGUAUCGAUCACGGCGCAAACGAGAUUAUAUCUUAUUCGAUUGACCGUCAUGGGAUUGUCAAAAAUGAGCACCAGAUUAAACGCGCCAUAGGGGGGCUCAUCCAUGAUAUUGCCAUGACAGAGAACUGGAUCGUCUUCUGCCAGUGGCCUACCUCUUUUGUCGACGGGACCACUGUUUGGGACACUAGCCGGCCCGCCAUCUUUGUGGUAGCCCCAAGACAUCCCAAGCACCCCUUGGAAGGCUCAGGCUGGGAGCCCUAUGAGCACCGGAUAUAUACGCACGAUUUCAACUCGGAAAUUGUACAUACGGCUGGCGCGUGGGAGGAGGGCGGCAAGAUCUUUUUCGAAGGCACAUGGCCUCAUGAGAGCCUCUUCCCAUUCUGGCCGAAGACCGACGGCAAGAAACCAUCUGAAAAGACUGUUGUGGACCUAGUCCGGCUGGAGAUUGAUGUCAGUCAGCCAAGCAAUACGAGGAUCCCAGAUCCCGUUACCCUGGUGGACAUUCCCAACGAGUUUCCGAGGAUCGACGAACGUUUCUACUGUCGAAAGUACGACCACAUCUUCAUGAACAUCUACUAUUCCGAAACGGAGAAGUUUCUUGUGAACAAGCAUGUUUUCGAAGGACUCAACGCCACCGCCAUGCUGACCAAGAGCACCGGAGAGCUCAAGGUCUAUUAUCCGGGCCCUAACUGUCGGUGUCAAGAACCAGUGUUUAUCCCUCGGUCCGACAGUGCCCCGGAGGGAGAUGGGCACGUUAUAUUCGCGGUUGAUCGCCUUGAUAUCAAUCUCACCAAUCUUGUGAUCCUUGACACGAAGGACUUCGAACAUCCCGUGGCAGUCAUCGAGUUGCCGCUGCGCAUGCGGGCUCAGAUUCACGGGAACUGGGUUGAUGCCAGGGAGCUCAACGGCCAACCUUUGGUUGUGCCGCCCCCUCUCCACCAUAUGACUUGGAGGCAUAGACCUGGACAGUCGGUGCCCAAUGGGCGGGGUUUCGUUGCUGAAUCUAGUGGAGUCUAA
Messenger RNA from Aspergillus oryzae RIB40, 1596 nucleotides. Its product is annotated as carotenoid oxygenase family protein. The record is from RefSeq and is a predicted model, not a curated record. The coding region runs from base 1 to 1596 and encodes 531 amino acids. Lineage: Eukaryota; Fungi; Ascomycota; Eurotiomycetes; Eurotiales; Aspergillaceae. Gene Ontology annotation, biological process: carotene catabolic process. Gene Ontology annotation, molecular function: carotenoid dioxygenase activity. The transcript has a single exon.